This is a messenger RNA of Westerdykella ornata, 2079 nucleotides long. RefSeq lists its product as uncharacterized. The transcript has 2 exons. NCBI's taxonomy places the organism in Eukaryota, Fungi, Ascomycota, Dothideomycetes, Pleosporales, Sporormiaceae. The record is from RefSeq and is a predicted model, not a curated record. Bases 1 to 2079 code for a protein of 692 amino acids. Gene Ontology annotation, molecular function: NADH dehydrogenase activity; calcium ion binding.
AUGAUCCUGCGGGCUGCCAGGCCCCUAGCACACGUUGCCAAUGGGUCCUACAGAGUGGGCUUGACACAGCGCAAGCUCCCCCGCGCAGCCGUCACUCAGUUUCGAGCAUCUUUCAGCAAUAGCCGAGCACGUACCUUCUCCAAGCGCCCUGAACCGGCUACGUCCACGCAGCUUCCAAAGACCUUGAUAGUACGAUCGUGGAGACGGACGGCUUCUUCAGAUGCCGCGGCGAACCAAAACCUAAGCCCGAAAACCAGGCCGAAAUGGCUUCGCAUCGUAUCUCGAUCGCUGGCCAUGCUCGGCACCUUCGUCGUCGUCAGCGGAUCGCUUGUCGUCGCCUUCUUCAUCUACGACGCUUCAACGUACAAAGAGGGGGCAGAUGUGCGGGAUAUACCUGUGUCAGAGUUGGCAUUACACCCUAGAAGAGGAGGGCCGAAGAACCUACCCAUUGUCGACGCCUUCGUUGACGAUGAUGAAUCCGCGGAGUGUAGAGAGCUUAAGGAGAAGCCCAGAUUGGUUGUUCUCGGAACCGGAUGGGGAAGCGUGGCACUUCUGAAAACACUGAAUCCAGGGGACUACCAUGUCACUGUGAUUUCGCCCUCGAAUCACUUCCUCUUCACUCCCAUGCUGCCGUCCGCCACAGUUGGAACCCUGGAACUACGUUCAUUGGUAGAGCCUGUGCGCAGAAUCGUCAGGAGAGUCAGGGGACACUUUAUAAAAGCGAUGGCCGAAGACGUGUGCUUUACGGAAAGGCUCGUCGAGGUAUCGGCUGUGGGUGCGAAUGGGGAGAAAGAGCACUUCUAUGUGCCGUACGACAAGCUAGUUCUCGGAGUCGGCUCAGUCACGAAUCCGCACGGAGUCGCGGGCCUUGGGAAUUGCCAUUUUCUCAAAGAUAUCAGUGAUGCGCGAAUGAUCAGAAACGCCGUCGUUCGCAAUCUGGAGACAGCAUGCUUGCCGACCACCACAGACGAAGAAAGACGUCGGUUAUUGUCAUUCGUAGUGUGCGGUGGAGGCCCGACCGGCGUCGAAUUCGCCGCAGAGCUUUACGACAUGCUCAACGAAGACCUCCAUAAAUAUUACCCACGAUUGUUGCGAAAUGAGAUAUCUGUCCAUGUCAUUCAAUCUCGCGGUCACAUUCUGAACACCUACGACGAAGCCCUCUCGAAAUAUGCCGAAGCCCGGUUCGCUCAUGAUUCAAUCGACGUCCAGACUAACGCGCGCGUCAAGGAGGUCGAACCUGACAGGAUUCUGUUCACACAAAAAGACGAAAACGGAAAGGUAGUCACAAAGGAGAUUCCCAUGGGCUUCUGUCUUUGGUCGACUGGCGUCUCUCAAACCGACUUUUCCAAGCGAAUUGCAGCAAAACUAGAAGGUCAAAACAACAAACACGCCCUCGAGACCGACACCCACCUUCGCCUGGUUGGCGCACCACUAGGCAGCGUGUAUGCCAUCGGAGACUGCGCGACAGUCCAAAACAACAUCUCCGACCAUAUCGUCUCCUUCCUUCGCACGCUCGCAUGGGAACGCGGCAAAGACCCUGAGAACAUGCACCUCACCUACUCCGACUGGCGGGGCGUCGCCAAACGCGUCAAGCAACGCUUCCCACAAGCCUCGGACCAUCUCCGUCGCCUGGACAAACUCUUCUCCCAGUAUGACAAAGACAAAUCCGGCACCCUGGACUUUGGGGAGCUUAGAGAGCUCCUUCUGCAAAUCGACUCCAAACUCACCUCUCUGCCCGCAACGGCACAACGUGCCCACCAGCAAGGCCAAUACCUCGGCCGCAAGUUCAACAAAAUCGCCCUGGCGACCCCUGGAAUGGCGCUCAAUGAAGUCCAGUACGGCGAUCUGGAUGAUGCGACAUAUAAGCCUUUUGACUACAAGCAUCUGGGAUCGCUGGCGUAUAUUGGGAAUGCGGCGAUUUUCGAUAUCAACGGCUUGAACUUUAGUGGCGGGUUGUUGGCGGUGUAUCUGUGGAGGAGUAUAUAUUUCGCUCAGGGGGUGAGUUUCAGGACUAGAUGUCUUUUAGCUAUGGAUUGGAGUAAGAGAGCGCUCUUUGGGAGAGAUUUGAUGAACUUCUGA